AAGGUGGAGGUCGUUCCUCUCAAGAAAUUUUGGCCUUUCAGAUUUGCAAUGGCGACGACCGAGUCCGGGGCUUUCGAGGGCAUAAAAGUGAACAUACGAGCUACUCUUGAGCUACAGGGGCCAGAUAUGACUGGUAGAGCUCCAAAUUUAAGGUUGUUCCUCUCAAGAGAUAUUAACUCUUCAGCAAUGAGUGGCCAUAGUACAGCAUUCAUUGCCCGGAAUCGAAGAUACGUUUUGCAGGCGGCGGUUGGCGAUUCAUGCAGGGCAUCGAGGGUACAAAGCGGGCUAGUCAUGUGGGGCUUUCGAGGGUCUGGUGUUUCUUUUGUGAACUCCUCUGGAAAUUUCAUCUUCAUUCCACAUUGUCCCCCCGAAUUGCCUACACCAUAUCCCACCGAUCUCGUUCAACUCAUCCCCCAAACUUCCGGCUUCCAGAAUCAUACAUAUCCACGCUUCAAUACAAAGACAACUUCAACCAAGAGACAUGGCUGGAAUAAUUGA
This is a messenger RNA of Puccinia graminis f. sp. tritici CRL 75-36-700-3, 498 nucleotides long. RefSeq lists its product as uncharacterized. Bases 49 to 498 code for a protein of 149 amino acids. The record is from RefSeq and is a predicted model, not a curated record. The transcript is spliced from 2 exons. NCBI's taxonomy places the organism in Eukaryota, Fungi, Basidiomycota, Pucciniomycetes, Pucciniales, Pucciniaceae.